AUGGCCGACGCAGAGGUGACAGUCGACGGAGGGGCGGAGAUGACGGCCGCCAAUGAUGUUUUGACCCCAGGCGACGGAACACUGCCAGAGGGUGCUGGAGAGGCUGUAAAGCCUGUUGCGAGAGGGGAGACAUCGCCAGCAGCGACGGGCAAGCGCCCAAUAGUCGACGCAGUGCAGGACCAAGGACAAGAAGAACAGGCUGAAGAGGACCUGCCUCCUCGCAAGAAAGCUAGGAAGGGUUCCUCGCUCAGCAGUGCAGAUGGCCAUACACCGACGAGCGUCGAUGAGGGAGAGAUCAGUUCACCAAGAACUGAGAAGAGAUCGACUUCGAGUCCAAGCGAUGGUGCUCAAGGCUCAGAGCAGCAAGGUGGCAAUCCCGACUUGUUGAUAUACAAUCCCUUAACGCCACAUCAGCGCGACGGGCUUGUGCAGGCUAUCCAAGCCGGUGAGGCAGAGACCGUUGCGCCUGUCAACAAACGAGACCUGCUGUGGACUGUGAAUCCUAUCAAGUCUGAAUAUGUCGUGGGCACUACCUGGUUGGAAAUAUUUGAAUCCAUCCUAGACAAGUGGUGUGAGGCGUUUGUGGCCCAGAACCAGGAAAAUAUAGAAAAGGUCGGCCUCGCACCGAGUUUCUUGAAGAAGGCAUUUAUGAGGCGGCUGGAGGGCGAUAUCACACCUGACAUGCCUCAGCUCAUGCACACCACUGCAAAGAAGCAUCUGAAGGACCCCGAAACCAGCCGCUUGCGAGACUUUGCAGGUGACUUCAAACCUGACCCAAAAAAGAUGGCCAAGAACCUGGCCAAAAAGCAGGCUAAGGAAGCCAAAGCGAAAGAGACCAAACGGCAACAACAGCCCAAUGUCACUUCGGACAAUCCAGUCCAACCCAACGAUGCCAACAAUGGAUCUGAAGUAGUUUCAAGCGAUCACGCUGCUGCUCAGCAGACACAAGACACCACGGUCGAGAAGGAGGAUGGCGAGGUUGACGAAGACCAAGCCAGUGAUGUCGAGAUGGACGCCGCCGCUACUGCCCCAGAGGAGAUAUCAGUCCCUCAAGCCGAACUCGACCAGCGACACCAUUACUACCCUGAAGUUCCAGACAACGCGGUCUUCUGCCUCACCUGCGCCCAGGCCGGCCAUUCCACAACAAGCUGCCCCGAGGCCAAAUGCAAGUUCUGUUCCGGUCCACACUUCAAUUACGAGUGCCCAACACGCCAACGGUGUAGCAAGUGCAGAAAGCUUGGGCAUACCAAAGCAAAGUGCUCAGAGAAGCUUGCGGCAGCCCCAGGCGAAGUCACAAUGGAGUGCGCCGUCUGCGAGGGCCAUGACCAUUCGGAGCAGAACUGCACCAGCCUCUGGCAGGUCUACCGGCCCCAGCCAGGCAAGGUCAAAAAGGUCAAGUCGCUGCCUAUUUUCUGUUACUGCUGCGGGGAAGAGGGCCACUAUGGUGGAGAUUGUGGCCUUGCAGACCUCAGUGUCCCUCCCACCAAGAUCUGGACUUAUUCGGUCGCCUCUCUGUACAUCGACCCCGCAAGCAACGAGGAAGCUCUCGCGUACAGGAACCCCCUCCCUCCUCCACCAACCAUCUCGGCGCCCGUGAUUCCCGGUCGCAGCAUCAAGCCACAGUCACAUAUUUUCUUCGAAGAGAGUGAUGACGAGGAUCACGCGGAUGCUCUUGUACGAGGUACCGCGGCUAGGCCCGCUCAGAAGCCCAUGGGCAAGAUCCAAAUCGCGUCCAACAUCAGCUUUGGUGGCCCCCCAGCAAUAUCUGCAGCAGGCCCGUCGAAUCCCAAGAAGCGGCAGCAGCCCCAGCAAAACACAAACAACCGCUAUCCUCGACGCGACCGGAACCCCUGGCCUGAUGAUUCUCGCCCCAUCCCUCCUCCUCUGCGGCAGGGAGGUAAGGACUACCCUCUGCGGAAUGGGAGAAAGGUCCCCAAGGCGGGCCAGGGCGAGCUUCGGUCUCAAGCUGCCGGAGGGUCUCAGCAAGGUGGUUCUCGUGGGGGUGGAGGAGGUAACAAUCGGGGCCGUGGCGGGUUUAGUAGCUUUAGCAAGCGGAAUCGUGGGCGCGGUUUUAAAUGA
Messenger RNA from Cryphonectria parasitica EP155, 2079 nucleotides. RefSeq lists its product as uncharacterized. Gene Ontology annotation, molecular function: zinc ion binding; nucleic acid binding. The transcript has 2 exons. NCBI's taxonomy places the organism in Eukaryota, Fungi, Ascomycota, Sordariomycetes, Diaporthales, Cryphonectriaceae. The coding region runs from base 1 to 2079 and encodes 692 amino acids. The record is from RefSeq and is a predicted model, not a curated record.